AUGGUUGCAACCUUGGAUGUGGCAACAUUCGGGGCCACCUGUUCGCCAUGUUCCGCGCAAUACGCGAAAAAUUUGAACGCGUCGGAGUACGCAACGGAGUAUCCGGAGGCAGCGAGAGCCAUUACAAACAACACUUACGUGGACGACUUCUUGGAUAGCCGAGACACCAUUGAAGAAGCAGUACAAUUGGCGGUAGCUGUUCGCGAAGUACACAGCAAGGCUGGAUUCGAAAUCCGGAACUGGCACUCCAACGCUCCGGAAAUUCUCGAACGGAUCGGAGCAAAUGAUCAGGAAACCUCCCAAGUAGUGAAAAGCUUCUCUGUAGAGAAAGCUACUGCUGCAGAACGUAUCCUAGGGAUGAUGUGGGAUCCAAAUGAGGACUUGUUCCUGUUUACCGUCCAACUUCAUGCGGAUCUGCUUCCGUUACUAUCCGGUAGAACUGUGCCUACUAAACGCCAAGUUUUACGCGUGGUCAUGAGCUUUUUUGACCCGCUAGGGCUCAUUUCCACUUUUUCGAUCCACGGCAAAAUCCUUAUCCAGGACAUUUGGCGAUCUGGUGUGGGUUGGGAUGACCCCAUUAGCAGUAGGAACUUCUCGGACUGGGAACGAUGGACGAGACUGAUACCCGAGUUGAAACGUGUACAGAUUCCGCGAUUUUAUUUCCCAAACUACGAGCGCGGAAGUUACGAAUCUCUGCAGCUACACAUUUUCGUGGAUGCAAGCGAGCUUGCCUACUGUAGUGUAGCAUACUUCCGCAUAAUCGACCGGGGCACCCCUCGUUGUUCUCUGGUAGCUGCGAAAGCCAAAGUAACUCCCUUACGACCACAGUCUAUUCCCCGGAACGAAUUGAACGCAGGAGUCAUUGGCGUGCGACUGAUGAAAAGCGUUACGGAGAAUCAUUCGCUGCAAAUUACCCAGCGGUUCUUCCACACUGACUCAACAGUUCUUUUGGCAUGGCUACGUGCUGACCCUCGAAAGUAUCGUCCCUACGUCCAGUUCAGAACUACGGAAAUCCUGGCAGAAACAUCGGUGGAGGAAUGGCGCUGGGUACCCACCCGGUUAAACAUCGCAGAUGAGGCCACCAAAUGGGGCAACGGUCCCAGUUUCGAUGAUCAGAGUAAAUGGUACCGUGGAUCGGAUUUUCUAUGGCAACCGGAAAGUGAAUGGCCACGGGGAAAAUUGGUGGCUCCAGAGAGGAUGAUUGAACCAACGGAAGAAUUAAGAACAACUAACGUACACCAGGGAGUAACAACCGACACAGUGCUAGAGUUCAGUAAAUUCUCUCGUUGGGAGGAUUUGAUUAAAUCGCUUGCCUACCUGUACCAUUUCGUCAAUCGCUGUUCGUCUAAGCAAUCCGUUCCUACUAAAUCACGCGUGGCAACAUUAACACGCCAAGACUUCGUAUCGGCAGAAAAAGGCUUGUGGCGAAUGAUCCAAAACCAGGAAUUUGGGGAGGAAAUUUCGGCCUUGAAAUCCACUAGUUCCUCAACGAAGACGAAUGCACGCCUAGCGAAAUCCAGCCCAUUAGUAAAACUGUCGACCUUCCUAGAUGACGAUGGAAUUCUACGGAUGGAAAGCAGAAUCGAUCCGAAAGCUGCUUAUUAUCCCUAUAGUUUUCGCAAUCCGAUAAUCGUUCCCAAGGCUCACUACGUCACCGAAUUAUUGGUGCUUCGUUUCCAUCAACGGUACGGGCAUGCCAACACGGAGACCGUGGUGAAUGAGCUUCGGCAGCUUUACAGUAUUCCGAAGAUGCGCUCCGUUGUAAAGAAGACCAUCAACAAGUGUAUGUGGUGCCGCGCCUAG
Molecule: messenger RNA, 1803 nt
Organism: Aedes albopictus (Asian tiger mosquito)
Lineage: Eukaryota; Metazoa; Arthropoda; Insecta; Diptera; Culicidae
Exons: 2
Coding region: 1-1803 (600 amino acids)
Source: RefSeq, a predicted model, not a curated record